AUGGCAAAAGAACUUAUAAGUGAUAAAGAAAUGUGUGUAGAUGACUUUUUUAAUGUGUUUGAUCAUUUCAUGAAAACUCUUCAAGAUAAUUUAAUUCCUGAUGAUCUUCUUCUACCUAAUGCUACUUUAUUUAUAUGUGAAGGUGUUCAGCAUAGUAAAAUUGCUUUGGAUACAGAAUAUGUUGUUUCAUUAAAUACUGAUUUUGAAAAAUGCUGUGAAUCUAUGAUUAUAAUUACUAAAACCAAACAAGAUAAGUCUCAAAUGAUUAUUAAAUAUACACCUUAUUUGAAUCAUACUUCAGGUAGUGACAAUGAUAUUGGAACAUUUAGACUUUCAAAACAAAUUCAAAAUUACAUUGCAUAA
This is a messenger RNA of Cetraspora pellucida, 363 nucleotides long. Lineage: Eukaryota; Fungi; Glomeromycota; Glomeromycetes; Diversisporales; Gigasporaceae. The record is from the annotation of a GenBank genome assembly.